Messenger RNA from Megalops cyprinoides (Indo-Pacific tarpon), 1177 nucleotides. RefSeq names its product protein Wnt-10a-like. The transcript has 4 exons. Gene Ontology annotation, cellular component: extracellular region. Gene Ontology annotation, biological process: neuron differentiation; cell fate commitment; canonical Wnt signaling pathway. The record is from RefSeq and is a predicted model, not a curated record. The coding region runs from base 23 to 1177 and encodes 384 amino acids. Gene Ontology annotation, molecular function: cytokine activity; frizzled binding. Lineage: Eukaryota; Metazoa; Chordata; Actinopteri; Elopiformes; Megalopidae.
ACAACAUCUGUUCCGAUCCUUGAUGGUCGUGGCCCUGCUUAUACAACGGGUACACUCCAAUGAGAUCCUGGGGCUGAAGAUUCCAUACGACCCUAUCCUGAACGCUAACACGGUGUGCCUGACCUUGCCCGGCCUGACGCGCCGGCAGCUGGAGGUGUGCAUGCGCAACCCGGACGUCACCGCCUCCGCCAUCCAGGGCAUCCAGAUCGCCAUCCACGAGUGCCAGCACCAGUUCCGGGGGCACCGGUGGAACUGUUCCAGCCUGGAGACCCGAAACAAGAUCCCCUACGAGAGCGCCGUCUUCAACCGAGGCUUCAGGGAGAGCGCCUUCGCCUACGCCAUCGCGGCGGCGGGCGUGGUCCACGCCGUGUCCAAUGCCUGCGCCAUGGGGAAGCUGAAGGCGUGCGGCUGCGAUGAGAAACGCCGCGGCGACGAGGAGGCCUUCCGCAUCAAGCUGAACCGGCUGCAGCUGGAGGCCAUCCACCGCGGCAAGGGCAUGGUGCACGGCGUCAUGGAGCACUUCCCCGCUGACGCCCUGGGGCCCCAGGACUCCUGGGAGUGGGGUGGCUGCAGCCCCAACGUGGAAUUCGGGGAGAAGUUCUCCCGGGACUUCCUGGACUCCCGCGAGACCUACAAGGACAUCCACGCCCGGAUGCGGCUCCACAACAACAGAGUGGGCAGGCAGGUGGUGGUGGACCACAUGAAGAGAAAGUGUAAAUGUCAUGGGACGUCCGGCAGCUGCCAGCUGAAGACCUGCUGGCAGGUGACACCCGAGUUCCGCACCGUGGGCUCGCUGCUGAAGGACCGAUUCCACAUCGCCACCCUCAUCAAAGCCCAUAACCGCAACACCGGCCAGGUGGAGCACGCCCACGGCAACGGCCAUGCCCACAACCACGCCCACCACCGGCGGAGGGCCAACCUCAACGAGCUGGUCUACUUCGAGAAGUCGCCCGACUUCUGCGAGCGGGAGCCGGGGUCAGACUCGGCGGGGACGCAGGGCCGGAUCUGCAACAAGACCAGCCUGGAGACGGACAGCUGCGAGAGCCUGUGCUGUGGGCGGGGCCACAACAUCCUGCAGCAGACCCGCAGUGAGCGCUGCAACUGCAAGUUCCACUGGUGCUGCUACGUGGUGUGCGAGGAGUGCAGGAUAACGGAGUGGGUCAGCGUGUGCAAGUGA